AUGCAACAGACGUACGAGAGAAGAGUGGGCUACGUGGUAUCUAACGAUCUUGUAAAGGUGUCGUCCUUGCUGCCUUCCAACAAGAACAGGUCCCUGCUUGUCCAUUCGCUCGUCAAAGCGUUUGGGCUGCUAUCCACCGAUGACGCCGGUCUAGGCGUGCAGAGCCUGCCGCCGUCCCCCGCAGAGUUCCGGGAGCUCUCAGCGUAUCAUGACCGGGAUUUUCUCGAGCACGUUUUGAAGGAAGACGUCAGCACCGAGGACGACGCAAACGAAGAAUUCGGUCUGACAGAGGCUAGUGGUCUUGGCAGUCUAAUGGAUUGUCCACCGUUCCCGCAGAUGAGAGACUAUGUCAAGUACGUCGCGGGGGCAUCACUGACUGCCGCCAAAGCACUCAAAGAAGACAAAGUGGACAUAGCCAUCUGCUGGGACGGAGGACGACACCACGCGCAGAAAGCCCAAGCCUCGGGCUUCUGCUACGUCGCCGACUGCGUCCUCGCCAUCCUCGCGCUCAAGCGCCCCCAACCGUCUCCCGACGGCGGCCUCACCCGCCCGCGCGUCAUGUACCUCGACCUCGACCUCCACUUCUCCGACGGCGUCUCCCACGCCUUCCACCGCUCCGCCGCCGGCUCCUCCAGCCCGCAAGUCCUCACCCUCUCCCUCGCGCGCCUCUCGGACCCGUCCGACGCCGGCUUCGACCCGUUCACGCUCGCGCUGCCGCUCGAGCGCGGCGCGGGCCGCGGCGCGUUCGCGCGCGUGUGGCCGCUCGUCGAGCGCGUCCGCGCGGCGUUCCGGCCGGACUGCGUCGUCGUGCAGUGCGGCGCGGACGGGCUCGCGGGGGACCCGUACGCGACGUGGAACUGGUCGAUCGGGGACGGCGAGGGGUCGAUGGGCUGGUGCGUGGACCGGGUGUGCGGGUGGGGGUGCAAGGUGCUGCUCCUGGGCGGAGGGGGGUACAGGUCUCCGAACGUCGCGCGGGCGUGGACGUACUUGACGUCUGUUGCUCUCGGCCGACCGCUGCCCCUGGACGCGGACAUCCCGGACCAUGGAGCGUUCCCCUUGUAUGCCCCUCACAAAAACAGGGAUGAGUACCUCGUCGCGUCGAAGAAAACUUCACAGCAAUAG
Messenger RNA from Epithele typhae, 1122 nucleotides. Its product is annotated as histone deacetylase 8. The coding region runs from base 1 to 1122 and encodes 373 amino acids. The transcript is spliced from 9 exons. The record is from RefSeq and is a predicted model, not a curated record. Lineage: Eukaryota; Fungi; Basidiomycota; Agaricomycetes; Polyporales; Epitheliaceae.